CAUAAAGUCUGUGCUACUUGGGAUCUUGCAAAGCGAGCCUACAAGCCAUGGAUAUGCAAGACAUCUAUCCCGGCACAACGGCAAAUAGUUCCAAGCAACAGCAUAGAUGGCGGGAUGGUUAUGAUUACCAUCUCGCCAUCCAUGCGUGUUGCUUGAGCAGGUGGGGUUGUCCGGCUAUGCAAGCUGAAGAAUAUUCCCGAGGGUCCCUGCACAUCCUACUUCGAACAUAUCGCUUGCAGUUGCAUCAUGUUAAGUCAACAAAACAGAGCAUAUUAAAUCGGACAACACACUGGAGACUCGAGGAAGAAACUAUGCACGGUUGGGGCGAGAAUGGCGAUCUCGGAGACACAGUUGGUUGCUUUUGAUGUUGCACUAAAGGAUUCCUGUAUCACUAUGCACUAUGCAUGUACACAAAUGUGAUAAAAGUUCAGCUCUCAACUUGCACUCAAUUACGCCACCAAAAUUCCUAUUCGAUG
Messenger RNA from Pseudogymnoascus verrucosus, 476 nucleotides. RefSeq lists its product as uncharacterized. NCBI's taxonomy places the organism in Eukaryota, Fungi, Ascomycota, Leotiomycetes, Thelebolales, Thelebolaceae. The transcript has a single exon. The record is from RefSeq and is a predicted model, not a curated record. The coding region runs from base 48 to 365 and encodes 105 amino acids.